AUGACCCAACCGAUCAAGCCGAUCCGGAUUGCGCUGAGGACCUGUGGGGACGCGGUCGCCCCUGUAGUCAUCAGGCAGGACAUUCCGCUCGGCAGCGAACUCAAUGAUCAAGAGGAAGAUGAUCAGAACGAGACCGGUCGAGCUACAGGCGAACAAACGGAGACUCACUGUGAGAAUCAACUGCGAAUGUCGACUAGUGCACAGACGAUUCAGUAUCCUGGUCGCACUGGUCAAACAAUCAGCACCGGCGCCCUCGGACUAGCUUCACCUUCCCACAACGCACCGGAGAGACAUCCUUUCCAAUCUACGCCCUACACCCACCCUGCCACGGUCAAUCCCCAGCAUCUACAUCAUCACUCGCAAUCGGCUUACCUCCCUGCGGAAGUCCGUAUGCCUCCUGCCCAACCCAUUCAACCUGCUAGCGUCACGCCAAGUAAUCCUUCCCGCCCGCCGACUCAAAACCAAGCACAGACCCAAGGCCAAAGUCAACGGCAAUCGUAUCAACAUAUUCAGCGUCUGGAUGCGACCGCUAGCCAACAUGAAACAGAGCUUACCAGGAUACGAAAUACUCUCGCCGAUGUGGUCGCCGAUGUCGGCGUGCUGACCGGUCAUUUGGAAAAGCAGGCGGAGCAGCUGGAGGAAGCGCGAAGGGAGAAGGAGGCAUUGGUUGCCCAGAUGCAGGAGAUGGAUAAUGAGCAGACUGCGCGGAUUGCCGAUCUGGAGGAGAUGGUAGCGGAUCUGGAAGACGAGGUAUACGGUGAAGGUGACGGAGGCAGCGGAGGCGGGAACAGAGGAACGGCGACCUCGCAAGAGAAGAGAGCAUUAGCUGUAUACUUGAAGCGUGUGCUCGAACAGCUCCACGGCGAACGACCUCCAUUGGCUUACCCGGAUAAAGAUGAAAGCUGGCCGCAAUUGACAACCGCUGAUGGCGCUCCCGCCGGUCCUGCUAUGCGAUGGGACUAUAGCAAGGCAUUCCGAGAAGAGCCAAACAUCAGUCAGACUCGUCUCUUGCUGAAAUUCGUCAAGGAGAAGCCCGACGCCGUCGAUAUGCCGAAUGAUACGCCGAUGUCGAUGGUCCUCCCGUACUCGACCCAUGUCAAUGUCUACAGCAAGGCGCUUUCCGAUAUCUUCAAGCAGUAUCGCGCAGCAACCAAGACGCAAGCGUUGAAAAAGUGGAAGGAUAGGAAACCGGAAGUGUUGCGGGAGAUCGAGAGUCUCCUUGCUGAAGACCAAGGGGACGAGCCGCUACCGUUGGAGCAGCGUCGGGCUCAAGCGGCGGAGUUGCAGAAGAUGGUGGACAAGAUGGAUGGUCAGGCUGCUGCCGUUGACGGGGAUAAGAAGGGCAAUGUCAGGUCGAAAUGCCAGAGCAUGGUCCAGCGGGUGAAGAAGAUCAGACCUACGUCUCCAUAUUCUGCCGUGAAGUUCGAGUUCCUGGAAGAUGUCUAUUGUAUGCCACCUCCGACCCUGGUCAAGCAGCCGAACGGGCAGUUCAAGGCAUAUGCGACGGAUAUGUCAGCGGUGUACUCGGAUCAGUUUAUCGAGAUGUUCCAGCUCAUUUGGGAGUCUGAGGACCCCACCGGCACGUCCUCGCACUCACCGAUCAUCAACGACCCCCCAAUCGGAUAUGAACCGCAGCCCCCCUCGCCGUACUGGGCAACCCAAUUCGGCCAACUCCAUCUCAAUCCUCAGCGCUGGAUGUUCAACGAUACGUUUCUCGCAUCUCAUGCCCCGACAUCCCCCAUCUGGAAUCGCAUCGUCGACGUCAAUGAACCUACUUCGCCAGAGGACGUCAAGCUUACGCAAUGGUACUUGAUGCAUCCACAAACGCUUGGUCGCACUCCCAAAGGCGCGGCGAAGUCCAAGACCAGCGUUCCUAAGGACACGACGAAGUCCAGGAACAGCAAGAAGCGUGUUCGAUCGGUUUCGAUUGCUGCCUCCGAGAUGGGACCUACCAGCACACCGUCGCCCGGUUCGUAUGGCAACCUGCCUCCCAGCAGUGACGGGUCCCAGCCGAUGUACAAGCGCAUCAAAUCCGCAAUGAAGCCGAAGGGUCGUCCGGCCAUCCUGGAUGAAGGCGACGAGAACGAUGAAAGCGCAAUUGACAUCGACCCGGAUUUGGAUGAUCCUGCGCCACUCACUCCGGUUGGCAGACCGUUGCCUCUUCCCCCCAUGCGAGCCAACUCGCGAGAUAUGCUGAGAUUGAGCGGACCAGCCAGCUCGAAGACAACGCCUCGUACUCCGGUCCGACCUUCCCCUCGCCAACAUCAAGCCGCCAAUACCAUGACCAAUAUUUUCCCCAGCCAUCACUCUACCCAACAACAGAUCGCCGGUCCAAGCAAACAAAGAUUCAAUCAGCCCGCGACCGAAACGAGGACUCACAUGCUGUCAGGGCAUGAUAGCUAUCACAAUUCUUCCGAUUACGAUAUCGAGACCGAUCCUCAAUCCGAAGGAUACGCCAGGUCCGGUUCCCGCACAGGAUAUCUCUACACCACGGGUCGAAGUUGA
Molecule: messenger RNA, 2505 nt
Organism: Filobasidium floriforme
Lineage: Eukaryota; Fungi; Basidiomycota; Tremellomycetes; Filobasidiales; Filobasidiaceae
Exons: 3
Coding region: 1-2505 (834 amino acids)
Source: RefSeq, a predicted model, not a curated record